This is a messenger RNA of Rangifer tarandus platyrhynchus (Svalbard reindeer), 561 nucleotides long. NCBI's taxonomy places the organism in Eukaryota, Metazoa, Chordata, Mammalia, Artiodactyla, Cervidae. The record is from the annotation of a GenBank genome assembly.
AUGGACACCUUCAGCACCAAGAGCCUGGCCCUCCAGGCCCAGAAGAAGCUCCUGAGCAAGAUGGCCUCCCGGGCAGUGGCGUCCGCCUUCAUCGACGACACCAGCAGCGAGGUGCUGGACGAGCUGUACCGUGCCACCAAGGAGUUCACCCGCAGCCGCAAGGAGGCCCAGAAGCUGGUCAAGAACCUGGUCAAGGUGGCAGUGAAGCUGGGCGUUCUGCUGCGCGCCGGGCAGCUGGGCUCCGAGGAGCUGGCGCGGCUACAGCGCUUGCGGCAGCAGGCGCGCCGCCUGGCCAUGACCGCUGUCAGCUUCCACCAGGUGGACUUCACCUUCGACAGGCGCGUGCUGGCCGCCACCCUGCUUGAGUGCCGGGACCUGCUGCACCAGGCGGCCGGCACGCACCUAACCGCCAAGUCCCACGGCCGCAUCAACCACGUGUUCGGCCACCUGGCCGACUGCGACUUCCUGGCGGCGCUCUACAGCCCCGUGGAGCCCUACCGCUCCCACCUGCGCCGGAUCUGCGACGGCCUCACCCGGAUGCUGGAUGAGGACAGCAUAUGA